Rotaria sp. Silwood1 is the source of this 1869-nucleotide messenger RNA. NCBI's taxonomy places the organism in Eukaryota, Metazoa, Rotifera, Eurotatoria, Philodinida, Philodinidae. The record is from the annotation of a GenBank genome assembly.
AUGUCUGGAUGGGGUAUUAAUCCACCAAGAAUAAUGCAAAAUUGGCUUGAUGUCCAUUAUAGUUUAUCUGCUGUGGAUGAAAACAUCAACUUGACUUACAUAACUGAUGACAUUCGAUUAUGCACAAUGCAACGUGCGAUACCAGGACAGCUAAUUGGAGUUUAUUUCCGUUACUUUUCACCAGAAAGAUUCCAUUAUAUAAAAUUAGCUGAAGAUUUACCAUCGAGUUUAGCCCGCCGAGCAGGACUAAAAUCGUAUGAUCGAGUAAUUUUCGUUAACGGUGUCAACAUUGAGAAUGACAAUGGGACUCAGUUUGACCGUCGAUUUAAAAGUCAACGACAUCUUCCAGUUCAAAUGCUAGUUUGUUGUCCAGCUACAUAUGAUCAUUAUAAAGCUAAUAACAUGAGUUUUUCAUGUGAUCUUCCAACUGUCCAACGUUUAAAACCAGUAUUUGCAACAUCAACAUCCGAUUCCAAUACUGAUGUGCCAGCCGUUACCUUUGAUAAUGAAACUUUUUACGCUGUUCAAUGGGAAAAUAGUAGCAUUAUUUCUACAGUUCCUCAGUUGGCAGUUUUGAAAUCACCUGAAUUCAUAAAUAUAAAUGAUAUCUGUGUUAUUGAAAUAGAGAACGAACAAUAUCGAAAAGGAAAAAUUAUUUUUAGAGGUUCACGAAAUGAGUGUGACAAGUUAAAUGUAUCUCCGAUUUCAUUAGCAAUCGAUCACGUUUCCAAGACGAUAGAUAAUUUAUCCCUUAGAGAAAAACCUAGUAUUUCGGGUCUCACUGAUGAGCAGUCUUUAUGUUCAUUAGAAGGAACUAUUACAUCGUCAUCACAGAAACGACAAGCUGAUACAAAACCAAAAGAAAUAACUCUUCCCAAUACAAAUAGUGGUACACAAAUAAAUUCGAUCAUUGAAAAUCAUCAAGACACUGAGAAUUGUCCAUGUACUAUCCUUGAAGAUCUUCCAAAUGAAUUAUUUUACUAUCUAUUCACUUUGAUUGACAUUCAAGAUUUAUAUAAAGCUUUUUGGGGACUAAAUUCAAGACUGAACAAUAUUUUUCAAUCUUGCCAAAAUUUAUCAUUAAUCUUCGACGAAAAAGUUGACCCAUUAUUGAUGGAAUUAUAUGCUCCUUACGUCAUUCGCUUAGUAAUUCAAACUUCUGCCUAUUGCAAUUUUAAUCAAUUCCCUAAUUUACGUGUAUUGGUAUUGUGUGUUGAAAACUCAGAACAACUUUCACAGAUUCAACCUAAUACGAUUCCCAAUCUGACACAUCUAUCGUUCUUGUUUGGAUCUCAAUUUACUUUACCAGAACAAUUAACUUGGCAAGUGUUCUCCAAUGAAUUUCCAUUUCUUGGUUAUGCUAAUCUUGGUUGUAUCAAAGAAUCUAUCUCUGAUAUAUGGCUUAUGUCACCUCGUCUUCGAUUUGUGUCCAUUCUUUCUUGUAAACCCAUGUUUAUUCCUGUUAUUUUAGCUGCAUGCCCUAAUCUUGAUCAUCUUCAAUUUCAUGUUAUUUGUGAUAAUAAUACUGUCACUUCAUCAUCACCAGUUAAUCAUCUGCUUCGACAAUUGACGCUUUGGAGUGAUUCUAUUGAACUAUCUUUUGAUAUUAUUGAUAAAAUUCUUAUUUAUACACCUAACGUCGAACACUUAUAUCUACAAACAAUAUAUUCAAAGUCAUUGAUUGAUUUAGCUCAAGGUUUGAUUAAUCGGUUACAUGAUUUGUCUCGAUUUGACUGUUAUAUUCAAGAAAUGUUGGGAAAAGAUGAGAGAAUUGAUAAUUUAACUAAAUUACAUCAAGUUCAUCCGUGUUUUAAUCGAAUUCAAUCAAUAGAAGAAGACGACAAAUUUCGAAUUUUGGCCACUAAAUAA